AUGGCUUCGGCACUGACCGGUGAUGACUUGAUGAGGACGAUGAGUCGGAGUAUGAGCCGGAACAUGAGCCGGAAAGGUAGCUUGGCUUCCGGAAGCAAGAAGGGGUGGGGUACGGCUAGUAUUCGAGAAGCAUUCAUGACACCUGGCGAUGAUGUUUUCCAGAAAAGCGGGAGAGAAGACGAUGAGGACGAACUCAUGUGGGCCGCCAUCGAGCGGCUCCCGACUUACGAUCGGUUAAGAAUGGGAUUCUUGACUCAAGUUUUGGAAGAUGGGAAGGUCGUUCGUGAACAAAUUGAUGUCACGAAUCUUGGACCGGAGGAGAGACAGAAUCUAAUGAAGAAUAUACAACAAACGAUCGAUAAUGAUAACGAACGGCUUCUAGAACGGCUUAGAGAUCGUAUCGAUAGGGUCGGAAUCGAUAUUCCGAAGAUCGAGAUCAGAUACGAGAAUUUGUCGAUCGAAGGGGAUGCAUUUGUUGGGAGUAGAGCCCUUCCAACCUUGCUCAAUUCUACUAUCAAUUCGAUGGAGAACGUUCUUGGUUUCUUCAGGCUGUUUCCAUCGAAGAAAAGGGUCGUUAAGAUCCUUCAUGAAGUAUCCGGAAUUGUGACACCCUCUAGAAUGACUCUACUCCUGGGACCUCCGGGCUCGGGAAAGACCACAUUGUUGAAAGCACUAGCAGGAAAGCUCGAAACGGAUCUGAGAGUAACGGGAAAAGUGUCGUAUUGCGGCCAUGAAAUGGAUGAAUUCGUUCCUCAAAGAACUUGUGCUUAUAUUAGUCAACACGAUCUACACCACGGAGAAAUGACCGUUAGAGAGACCAUGGAUUUCUCGGGACGUUGCUUAGGAGUCGGGGCACGGUACGAGAUGUUGGCGGAAUUGUCGAGACGAGAAAAAGCCGAAGGAAUCAAACCGGAUGCCGAACUUGAUGCAUUCAUGAAAGCGAUAUCGGUUUCUGGACAAGAAUCUAGUUUGGUCACCGAGUAUGUCCUUCGGCUGCUCGGGUUGGAUAUUUGCUCGGACACAAUGGUGGGAGACGAGAUGCGGAGGGGUAUCUCCGGUGGCCAGAAAAAACGUGUGACCACCGGAGAAAUGCUGGUCGGACCCGCGAAGGUUUUUCUGAUGGACGAGAUCUCGACCGGUCUAGAUAGUUCCACAACCUUCCAAAUCAUAAAGUACAUGAGACAAAUGGUUCACAUCAUGGACAUAACCAUGAUAAUUUCCCUCCUUCAACCGGCACCGGAAACGUUCGAACUCUUUGACGACAUAAUCCUGCUUGCCGAAGGUCAAGUCGUCUACCAAGGCCCGAGAAACAACGUUCUCGAGUUCUUCGAGCACGUUGGGUUCAAAUGCCCCGAGAGAAAAGGAGUUGCGGACUUUCUACAAGAAGUCACCUCGAGAAAAGAUCAAGAACAGUACUGGUUCAACAAAAGUAUCGCUUACCGAUAUGUUUCUGUAGAUGAUUUCGUUCAUUUUUUCCGCAACUUUCACAUCGGUUUCAAGAUUACGGCCGUGCUUCAUGUUCCUUACGACAAAUCUAGCGCCCAUCCGGCCGCUCUAGUGACCCAUAAGUACGGUAUCUCGAAUAAAGAUCUCUUUAAGGCAUGUUUAUCGAGAGAAUGGCUUCUAAUGAAGAGAAAUGCGUUCGUCUACAUUUUCAAGACGACCCAAAUCACGAUCAUGGCGUUAUUCACAUUGACCGUUUUCUUUAGAACGACGAUGAAGUACGGUGAUCUAGAUGAUGGUGGAAAGUAUUACGGCGCGUUGUUUUUCAGUCUAAUUAACGUUAUGUUUAACGGGAUGGCCGAGCUUGCUUUGACAAUUUUUCGGCUACCCGUGUUCUAUAAACAACGGGACUCGUUAUUUUAUCCGGCUUGGGCUUUCGCCCUUCCGAUUUGGCUUCUGAGACUUCCGCUUUCACUUCUAGAAUCCGGAAUCUGGAUUCUACUCACUUAUUACACCAUCGGGUUUGCUCCGUCCGCUAGUAGUUUUUUCCGACAACUCUUGGCGUACUUGGGUAUACAUCAGAUGGCUUUAGGUCUAUUCCGUUUCAUCGCUGCACUAGGAAGAACACAGGUCGUGGCCAACACUCUCGGCACGUUCACGUUGUUGUUGGUUUUCGUUCUCGGUGGAUUCAUCAUCGCGAAAGAUGAUCUUCAUCCAUGGAUGAGAUGGGCAUAUUACCUCUCUCCGAUGUCGUAUGGACAAAACGCUAUCGUUCUUGUUGAGUUUCUCGACAAACGGUGGGGCGCGGAAAAUUUUGACACAUUGUAUCGAGAAUCGACUGUCGGAAAAGAACUUCUGAAGGCUAGAGGAAUGUUUACCGAAGGCCAUUGGUACUGGAUUUGCGUUCUCGCACUCUUCGGGUUCUCUCUCGUCUUCAAUAUCUGCUUCGUGUUAGCGCUUACGUUUCUAACCCCCAUGGUGGAUUCGAAAUCUGUUGUAGACGAAAAUGAUGGCAAGAAGAAGAAGAAGAAGUCCGUAUCUAUGUCGACUGAAUCUGAACCAAACGAAAUAAGCAAAAAGGGAAUGGUGUUGCCCUUCAAGCCGUUGUCUCUUGCGUUCGAUCACGUGAACUACUAUGUCGAUAUGCCUGCGGAAAUGAAAAGGCAAGGCGUAGAGGAGAACCGACUGCAGCUUUUACGAGAUGUGAGCGGUGCAUUCCGACCAGGAAUCCUAACGGCGUUAGUCGGGGUAAGCGGUGCCGGAAAAACGACGUUGAUGGAUGUGUUGGCCGGACGAAAGACCGGAGGCUAUAUUGAAGGAAAUAUUAGUAUUUCCGGUUACGAAAAGAACCAAGAAACUUUCGCUCGUGUUAGCGGUUAUUGUGAACAAAACGACAUACAUUCUCCUCACGUCACAAUUUACGAAUCCCUCUUGUAUUCUGCGUGGCUUCGAUUGGCUUCAGAUGUCGAUGAGGCAACCCGAAAGAUGUUUGUGGAGGAAGUGAUGGAACUUGUAGAGUUAGGUCCGUUGAGACAUGCGCUAGUGGGACUUCCGGGAGUCGACGGUUUAUCGACUGAACAACGAAAGCGACUCACGAUAGCCGUCGAGCUCGUGGCAAACCCUUCGAUCAUAUUCAUGGACGAACCAACCUCCGGUCUAGACGCGAGAGCUGCCGCCAUCGUGAUGAGAGCGGUCAGGAACACGGUGGACACCGGCCGAACUGUAGUCUGCACUAUUCACCAACCGAGCAUCGACAUUUUCGAAGCUUUCGAUGAGCUGUUCUUGAUGAAGAGAGGAGGGCAAGUGAUAUAUGCUGGACCUCUCGGGCGUUUUUCGCACCUUCUCGUCGAGUAUUUCGAAACUAUUGAUGGCGUUUCCAAGAUCAAAGAAGGUUACAAUCCAGCAACAUGGAUGUUAGAUGUUAGUUCUACCGCAGUCGAAGCUCAAAUCGGAGUCGAUUUUGCAGAACUUUUCGCGAAUUCGGACCUUUAUCGGAGAAACGAAAAGCUUAUCAAAGAGUUGAGCACACCGCCACCAGAUUCGCACGAUCUUCACUUUGCUACGCGGUUUUCGCAACCGUCAUUCGAACAGUUCAAAGCGUGUUUCUGGAAACAACAUUGGUCGUAUUGGCGAAACCCUCAGUACAACGUUGUUCGAUUCUUCAUGACGACGGUUAUCGGUCUUAUCUUCGGGAUCAUCUUCUGGGACAAAGGAAACAAAAUGACCAAACAACAAGAUUUGUCAAAUCUGAUGGGAGCCAUGUACGCUGCGGUUUUGUUCCUCGGAGGAACAAACACGUCUGCCGUUCAAUCGGUUGUAGCGAUUGAACGGACGGUUUUCUAUCGAGAAAAAGCUGCCGGAAUGUAUUCAGCUCUGCCUUACGCUUUCGCUCAAGUUCUAGUGGAAACCAUAUACGUCGGGAUCCAAACGUUUCUUUACAGUCUUUUGCUUUACUCGAUGAUCGGAUUCGAGUUGCAGUUGGGCAAGUUCUUAUGGUUCUAUUAUUACGUGUUCAUGUGCUUCGUUUACUUCACGUUAUACGGGAUGAUGCUUGUUGCUCUCACCCCGAGUUACCAGAUCGCGGCCAUCGUCAUGUCGUUUUUCCUCAGCUUCUGGAACUUGUUUUCCGGCUUUCUCAUCCCAAGAGAGCAAAUUCCGAUUUGGUGGAGAUGGUACUACUGGGGUUCACCCGUUGCAUGGACGAUCUACGGGCUUAUAACGUCUCAAGUUGGCGACAAAACAACCCUCGUUCAUGUGCCUAAACACGGAAACAUCGAGGUUAAGGUUUACCUUAAAGAAUUCCUAGGAUAUGAACACGAUUUCCUCCCAUACGUAGCCCUUGCUCAUGUUGGUUGGGUUCUACUGUUCUUUGCCGUCUUCGUAUACGGCAUCAAGGCGUUGAAUUUCCAAAGACGCUGA
Cynara cardunculus var. scolymus (artichoke) is the source of this 4362-nucleotide messenger RNA. Its product is annotated as pleiotropic drug resistance protein 2-like. Lineage: Eukaryota; Viridiplantae; Streptophyta; Magnoliopsida; Asterales; Asteraceae. The transcript has 16 exons. The record is from RefSeq and is a predicted model, not a curated record. Bases 1 to 4362 code for a protein of 1453 amino acids. Gene Ontology annotation, cellular component: membrane. Gene Ontology annotation, molecular function: ABC-type transporter activity; ATP hydrolysis activity; ATP binding.